GUGUACACAAAUUUUAGACUAGACAUUGACAGAUAGAUUGUAAAUUGUAAUUUAUAAAAUAAUUUGAGCAAUUUUCCUCGUGUAGUCACGAAUUUUAGUAAUCAAACCGAUUUAAUAUCAAGGAAAUAAAAAUUUCGAACUAAUUAUGACAAGAUAUGCUCGAGCCAAAGGCUCAAAAGCAUCUAACGAAAAGACACCAGAAGAUAGUACACCAUGGGAGUUGAUGAAAGAACAGCUUUUGCUGGCGAAAAGGGAAAAGGAGGAGUCGAAGAAUAGAAAAGAGGCAGAACAACAAAGGAUACAAAAUUAUGAGAACUUCUUGAAAGAACAGAGGGUACAGAAAAGGAAAGCAACAUGGUGUGAUUUUCCUGAAGUAGCCAAAGUCAGCCAAAUCAAAUCUGAGAAGAAAAAGAAGAGAAAAGAUAUUAAUUCUAAUGAAAACAAGGAAUCUGAGUCUUCACCAACACUUAAUGCAACAAAUGAUGAACAUACGGAAACUCCACCCAAAAAGAAGAAAAAGAAAAAUAAACACAAAAAUAAUGACAAUGGUAUUCAGGAACAGAAUGGUAAUACAAUUACUGAGAUAAAUAAAACUGAGGAUGAAACCACCUCUCCAAACAAGAACAAGAACAAGAAAAAGAAGAAGAAAAAUAAAAAUGAACACAUUAACACUAUGCAUGAACUGAAGCAGGAUAACAAUAAACAAGGCACUAGUGCAGUAGAAAGUCAAGAAAAACAAUGCAAGAGCAAGAAGAAUAAAGGUGAUCAGGCAUCAGAAGUGGUUCAUGUUUCUAACGAGCAGAAUGAAAAACACGAAAAUUCAGUUCAAAAUAAACAAAACAUAAAUAAUACUACACAGUCUUUGAAGAAAAAGAAAAAUAAACUGAUUAAUGGUAAACCUCAGCGAAGGAAAGACAUAAAUGAUAAGAGUUUUCAACUUAUAAUAAAUGGUAAAGAAGUAGAGCUUCUUAGAGUCGAUGGUUUCCCAGUCAUGAAGAAGGAUGCUGAGCGUUUAAAUGAAUUAAAGAAAAAUAUGAUUCAGAAAGGAAUUCCUAAGAGUGAAAUACAGAGAACAAUGAAACUGGAACGUAGAAGGGCCGAAAAGGCUUUGGCUAGGGUUCGGAAAGAAGUUUGUUAUAACUGCAGGAAAGGAGGUCAUAACUUGUCAGAUUGUCCAGACUUGAAAUCAAAGAUACCUGGGGUGGAGGCGGGUGAAGGGAUUUGUUUUAAAUGUGGGUCAACCGAGCACAGGCAGUUUGAGUGCAAGGUCCAGAGAGAUAAAGAAUUCCGUUUUGCAACAUGCUUUAUUUGCAAAGAACCUGGUCAUAUCGCCAGACAGUGUCCAGACAAUCCCAAAGGCUUGUAUCCUAACGGAGGCUGCUGCAAACUGUGUGGAGACGUCACUCAUCUGAGGAAAGAUUGUCAUACAGUUACUGAUAAGAAGGAAGAGAAAAAUAUAAAAUUAUCCACAUUAGACAGCACUGAUGAUGUGGAAGGUAUAGUUCAACAACCCACUAAUGUUACAAAUGAACCAGCCAAGAAGGUAAAGAAGAUUAAGUUUUGAAAAUGUAUAUUAUGGACAAAUAAAACAAUUGAAAUAUU
Molecule: messenger RNA, 1602 nt
Organism: Amyelois transitella
Lineage: Eukaryota; Metazoa; Arthropoda; Insecta; Lepidoptera; Pyralidae
Product: trichohyalin
Exons: 4
Coding region: 146-1564 (472 amino acids)
Molecular function (GO): zinc ion binding; nucleic acid binding
Source: RefSeq, a predicted model, not a curated record